AUGGCAGGAAUUCAAUCAAAUAACAGUGGUAUUGUUAAUCUAAUUAAUAGUUACAAGUGUGGCUCAUUGGAUGAAUCACUAUUCAGUGCUGAUUCCAAACGAUUCAUUAAUCAAGGAUUCAGUAUUACAUUUGAGCUUGACCGAAAAGCACAAGAAAUUGACAAUCAACUUCGUGAAGAUAUCAUUGAACGAAGAAAUAUUCGAAUGGCUGAUCGUAUCGCCAAAUUAUUACAAUGGAAAGUAGGCAAACAAUAUUUCUUCGCCUUAGGUGCUGGCCAUUUCCUGGGUCGCAAGUCGAUCUUGGCACUUUUGGAGACUCACGGGUUCGUUACAAAAGCUGUUACGGAAAAUGAUGAGAUUAGUUUUCGGGAACACGUAAACGAUAGACAUGUAUACGUAUUCAACGAAUUAUGGGUACGCGAUGACAAUAUAAAAACUGAUCCAGCAAUUGAUAUUAUGCUCACGGUGGACGAAUUACCCAAUAGUGACAAUUCAGACAGAGUAGGCCGAUCUCAAACCAUCAUUUUCAUCCUGAUGAUUGUAAUUUCAUUAGUUAUAUGAUAAUAUGGUCGUUUCAAAUCCAAUACUCGUAUGUUAUUUCGCUGUCCGUAUCAAUGAUAUGAAUACCUACCAAAACAUUAAUGACAUCCAAAGUUUGUUCACGCUACGAGAUAUCUUCUAAUGGUUGACCCAAAGCACUUGCAAAAUAGUAAGAAUUCAUAAGAGCAAAAGAAAGAAUCAAAAUCUUUGCUUUCUUCCUUAUGUAAAUCGAAAAUGAAACAAAUGAGACUAUGACCAUCAUUAGUGCAUGAAAUUUUACUGUCCGGACUUAUUCCACUUCGAACUCCACCACACGCCAGAAACAUAUGUAUACCGUAUAAUGACAUCGCCUAGGGAGAUUUUUAUCAAAGAGGUCCAAACUACAUUCGGAGUUAACGGGAUGGUUCCUGUUCACACCCCUCUUCACAUAUUCAACGAAUUUGACAAUCAUGAACAGAAAACAUGGCGGAAUGUACAGUAACUUCUUAAACUACCAUUAAAUAGUCUGAAAAUUUCCAGCAAUUCAAGAUGUAGACAAUGCUAAUGUUGAAAGAUGUUAGCGUUAAAAUACUGUUAGUGUUAAAACUUUUUUUCCCUCAACAAUCCAAAGUACUUCCCGCACUAAAUU
Loa loa (African eye worm) is the source of this 1168-nucleotide messenger RNA. RefSeq lists its product as hypothetical. The transcript is spliced from 4 exons. Gene Ontology annotation, biological process: negative regulation of Wnt signaling pathway. Lineage: Eukaryota; Metazoa; Nematoda; Chromadorea; Rhabditida; Onchocercidae. The coding region runs from base 1 to 561 and encodes 186 amino acids. Gene Ontology annotation, cellular component: membrane. Gene Ontology annotation, molecular function: metalloendopeptidase activity. The record is from RefSeq and is a predicted model, not a curated record.